This is a messenger RNA of Gambusia affinis (western mosquitofish), 2611 nucleotides long. Its product is annotated as myeloid cell surface antigen CD33-like. The transcript is spliced from 8 exons. The record is from RefSeq and is a predicted model, not a curated record. Lineage: Eukaryota; Metazoa; Chordata; Actinopteri; Cyprinodontiformes; Poeciliidae. The coding region runs from base 136 to 1479 and encodes 447 amino acids.
GUGAAAGGCAGAACGUAUUCUGUAGAUUAAGUUGCUUUUAGACAGAGGGAUUUCCUGGUGGCUGAACUGUUGCCAACAAUUUUUGCUACAAACAUAUUUGUCUUAGUUUUUCCUUCAUCUUGCCUCUGAGAACUGAUGGAGGGAUGUAGCAGUGAGAUGGCAGCCUUCUCCCAGAAUAUGCUGACAGUCAGUGUGUUACUGAGUGUCUUCUUACUGUCAGGAGUUCAAGCUGGAUGUAAAGAUAAGAACCCAAACCUCAACAUUACUGCACCAAAGAAGAUAGAAGCUCUGAGUGGAUCCUGUUUGUUAAUCCCAUGUAGCUUUAGAGAAAUACCAGAGAAAUCAGAAGAAACGUUUGACAACAAGAGAGAAAUAUUUGGAGUUUGGAUUAAAAAUGAUUCAGCAUUUGGAAAGAAUCUGAAAAAUGUGAUUUACAACAGCAGUCUGUCUCAAAACAAAUAUGCAGUGAAGAUUUCUGGAAACCUGAGAGAGAAGAACUGCACCAGUGUGUUUUCUAAUGUAAACUCAAAUCAAACAGACAAAUACUUCUUCAGGAUUGAGAACAGGCCGUUAAGAGCAACAGCCAGCUGUGAUCCUGUUAAUAUAACAGUUAGAGAUUCCGCUUGGAGCCCCAGUAUUGAAAUCUCAGGUGAAAUGAAGGAGAAGAACUCUGUCACCGUAACGUGCUCAGCUCUCACUCCCUGUCCACAAUCACCUCCUGAACUCACCUGGAACCUCCAACCAAACCCUCACAGACAGAUGGAGAGGAACACAGAUGGAACGUUUACAACUACAAUCCAGCAGGACAUCAGUCUGUCAGAGAUCCACGAUGGAUACAACAUCUUCUGCUCUGCCAGAUAUCCUGUGGAUGGAGGAGAAAACAAGACAGCAAAUACAGAAGUGACUCUCAGUGUUUUCUAUGAUCCCAAAGAAACCUCAGCAGCUAGAUGGGUGGAGCUGAACUGCUCCAGCAGAGUCAAUCCUCCCAUCAGCUGCUGGGUUGAAAACAGCACAUAUAAAGCCAGGAUAGUAACUAAAGGAGACGUCAGAUUAAUAGUCUAUGGGGGAGAAGUCGAUUGCUGUGAGGACUGUUCUAUGUUCUCUAAAGAUAAAAACAAGAAACUGCUGAUUCCCCUCAUUACAGUGACCAUUGUGGCUGUGCUCGUCUUCCUGGUUCUAUGGUUUUUGAAGUCCAGACAAACUGCUGUACAACACAAUCAGACCGAAGCACCUGAGGAGCCUGGUGUUCUUGCAUCUUUAGAUGGUGUUCUUCAACCACCAUCUAAUGAAACGCGGGAAGAACUUCACUAUGAGGAUGUGAACUUCAGAAAAAAACCUACCUGUGCGUCAGAGAGUACCAGUAGAGACCAGCAGGAGACGCUGUACGCUCAGGUCAAAGUGUCUGAGCCAAAGAAAGGACCAACUCAGACUGCUGACAGCUCAGAUCCUCUCUACUCUACGGUACAGAAACCUGGUUGAAACUCUGUUCUUAUUACUCACAGUCAGUGCACAACAAUACUGUGCUUGUAUUUUUUGGGGGGGUUUUCUGAUUCUUUAUUUUUUUUAUUUAGUUUGGAUGUUUUGGUAUUAAUGUUGUGUGAGAGUGAUCUGUAUACUUUGCAGAUGUUUGUAGUUUAAUUUAUCUUCUGAUCUUUGUUGUAUUUUAUUUUCAUUAUUUACUGCAGCAAUUAUCUCAAUAUAUGCACGCUUAACAUUUGCUCUUAUUAUAUUAUUAUAUUACUAUGACUUGAUAUCUCCAACCACACUCAGUAUAUUAUAUUAUUACUUCAAUAUUUGCAGUGUCUAGAUAUAGUUUUUAAAUUUGUUUUAGAGAGUAUCAUUUCAAUUAUUGUGCACAAUGGUCAAUUUAUACAGGAAUCUAUAGACAAAAUAUUAUCUGUCCUCCGAGGAGCAUGCUGGGAGUUCUGUGUGGAACAAGGGAACAUGGUUUUAAUGAAGUGAAGAAGGAAAUGAAAUGACAAUACGGUCAAAAAAGGAACUAAGAAAUGUAAAAAAUAAAAUAAGUCCUGCAAUUGAGGAUCCUUCAGAAACCCUUAAAGUCCAAUACAGGCAGCAAACUUUUAGACUAAACCUCCAGGUUCCUCCCUUGUAGUGUAAGGCUACAGGAAUCCUUACACUGGCUUCCUGUAGCCCAGAGAAUAAACUUUAAAACACUGUUAGUUUAUAAAUCACUGAAUGGUUUAGCACCACAAUACAUUAAAUAUCUGCCACUGUUGCAUCAACCUUUCAGAACCUCUCAGGUCUUCUGGUUGUGGCUCUGCAUCUCCAGAACCAGAAUCAAACAUGGAGAAACAACAUUCAGCUUCUAUUCCAGACUUGGAACAAACUUCUAGAAAACUGCAAACACUGAAAACUGCUAACACUUAGUUCCUUUCAAUUUAACCAUCUGGUUAGCAUUGCAUUUGAAACAUUAUCAAUGGAAAUUUAAUCAUCAAUCUGACAUGUAACCAUGGCACUUGACAAAAUGUAGUGUUUCAAUUGUUGACCAUGUCGUCUAUGACUUUGUAUUUCUGUGUUUUUAUGUUGCUAAGUAUUUUUGAUCAGCCUUGUUGCUGAAAUGUGCUACAGAAAUAAACCUGAUUGAUUGAUU